AUGGCCUCUGACCAGAACUGUCGCACCCGGAGCAAUGCCCUCACCACUGGUCUCACGAGUCAUGUCAUGGCAGAGCAAGUGCUGGGAUUUUUGGACCGUGACAGCAUCCUCAGUUGCCUGGCAGUAGAGGAUCUAUCCAAGCAUUUUGAUCUAAAGAGCUACUACUGUAGUAUACAUGGUUCUAAACUGGAAUCCCAGGUGGAUCGUCGAAGAGACCUGGAAGACAUGGUAGAAAGCGAUGAUCAUCAAGGUGACGAUGAGGAUCAAAAUAGCGGCGAUGAGGAUCAGAAUAGCGCCAAUGAAACUGAAACUGUUGCGGCUGAAGGCUAUGAUGAGAAAGCUGAACUCGAGGCGAACAUUGGCAACGGGAUCGCAGAGAAAAUGGACAGCAAAAAUGCUACGUCCAGUGUAGUCCACAUUGAGUGCGCAGAUUGUGUUGAGGCCGAAUUUGAUCGUGAACGCUGCAUUCCUUGUGAGCAAUUUGAAAACAUGGAGGAAUUGAAUCAAUGCAAUGAGUGUCAGCAUAAGGAGUCAAUGGGUGCACUGAAUGUUUCUAUGAGAAUGGGUUCCAUUGUGCAGAAUGUGACACAACAUUCUGUCUCGAUUGCCAAGAAUGUGGCUUUUGUGAGCUUUGUUAUACACGUUUCUGCAUAUCUUGUAAGGGGCCCUGGAGCUGCAAUACAUGUGGAAAUGGGUUUUGCAAAGAUUGCUGUGAACAGGCUAAGUGUGACGAAUGUGGCCAGCUGCAUGGUUGCGAUGACUGCUGCGUCCAGACCAGCUUUUCCUGCGGACGUUGCACCAACAGAUAUUGCCUCGAGCAAUGCAAGGAUUCUCUUUAUUGUGACCUGUGCAAGGAUGAUGUCUGUAUCUCCUGUGAUAAGGGCUCCUUUUGCUCUGCCUGUCAAGAAUACCAUUGUUCUUCGCACGGAGAGUACUUUUGCUGCCAAGAUUGUGGUAAGGGAUCUCAUGGAGAGAAGUUCCAGUGCGCAGAAUGCGAGACAGUGA
Molecule: messenger RNA, 1005 nt
Organism: Seminavis robusta
Lineage: Eukaryota; Bacillariophyta; Bacillariophyceae; Naviculales; Naviculaceae
Source: the annotation of a GenBank genome assembly